AUGAUGUAACACCGAAAGUUCCGGAAUAGCUUAAGGUCGCUAGAUAAAACGCUAGCCGGACGAGUGUGGCGCAGACCCUUCUUGACUUCUUCCAGACAACACUUGAACAACAACCACAUUUAUACUUUAAAUAUGCCGAGAGGAAGCAGAAGCCGAACAUCGAGGAUGGCUCCUCCAGCCAGACGUUCACCACCUCCACCGCCACCACCUCGUCCCUCCCACGCACCUGUGCCCAUGCAGGCUGCCCCAUCUGCUUUGGCUGCUCCAGCUGCAGCACCCAAGCAGCCUGGUAUGUUUGCCCAGAUGGCGACUACGGCUGCCGGGGUAGCGGUAGGCUCUGCGGUCGGGCACACUCUUGGCCACGCGAUGACCGGGGGCUUCGGCGGCGGUGGGAAUUCUGAGCCCGCGCGGCCGGACGUCACAUACCAGGAGCCUUCCUACCAGGCGCAACCACAGCAACAGCAGCAGCAGGCCUGUUCCUAUGAGCUCAGGCAGUUCAUUGAGUGCGCUCAGUCCCAGAGCGAUCUCAAACUCUGCGAAGGCUUCAGCGAGGUUCUCAAACAGUGCAAGUUUGCAAACAGUAUGUCUUGAAUCAGAUCCAGAAGCCCUGAAAUGGAUUGCCGGAUGACAACAAUCUAAUCAAUAACAGAUCCAAAAGUGAAAUUUAAUUAUAACAGUUGAUCAUUAUCAGACAGAAUCCAUACUUCCACGCAUUAGGAGAGUGCUUGUAAUCAAUGUUUAUAUUUUACAGUAUUGUGUUUUUUGAGUGGAUGUUUUGUUGUAUUUCAUUAGCUCCAGUGCUUCAUGGGAUUGCUCUGAAAAACGGCAUUGUUAGAUCAUAAUUACUUGCUUUUAGAACAAUAAAGCGCUUGGAAAAUCUC
This is a messenger RNA of Nerophis lumbriciformis (worm pipefish), 881 nucleotides long. RefSeq names its product coiled-coil-helix-coiled-coil-helix domain containing 2 (gene chchd2). Gene Ontology annotation, cellular component: nucleus; mitochondrion. Gene Ontology annotation, biological process: mitochondrion organization; positive regulation of transcription by RNA polymerase II. The record is from RefSeq and is a predicted model, not a curated record. Gene Ontology annotation, molecular function: sequence-specific DNA binding. Lineage: Eukaryota; Metazoa; Chordata; Actinopteri; Syngnathiformes; Syngnathidae.